AUGGUUCCUGACAUUGAGAACAAGGUUCCUCACAUUGAGAACAAGGUUGCUUAUUCUGAGGACAAGGUUUGUCACUCUGAAGGCAAGGUUCCUCACACUGAAGACAAGUUUCUUCACUCUGAGGACAAGGUUCUUCACUCUGAGGACAAGGUUCUUCGCUCUGAGGACAAGGUUCCGUCCUCUGAAGGCAGGUUCCUCAGACUGAGGACAAGGUUCCUCGCUCUGACGACAAGGUUCCUCACUCUAAAGUCAGGUUGCUCACCCUGAGGACAAGGUUCCUCACUCUGAGGACAAGGUUCGUCACACUGAGGACAAGCUUCCGCACUCUGAGAAGAAGGUUCCUCACUCUGAGGACAAGGUUCCUCACUCUGAGGAAAAGGUUCUUCACUCUGAGGAAGAGGUUCCUCACACUGAGGACAAGGUACCUCACUCUGAGGACGAGGUUCCUCACACUGAGGACAAGAUUCCUCACUCUGAGGACAACGUUCCUCACUCUGAGGACAAGGUUCGUCAAUCUGAGGAAAAGGUUCCUCACACUGAGGACAAGGUACCUCAUUCUGAGGACGAGGUUCCUCACACUGAGGACAAGAUUCCUCACUCUGAGGACAAGGUUCCUCACUCUGAGGACAAGGUUCUUCACUCUGAGGAGAAGGUUCCUCGCUCUGAGGAAAAGAUUCCGCAGUCUGAAGGCAGGUUCCUCACACUGAGGACAAGUUUCCUCGUUCUGAGAACAAGUUUCCUCACUCUGGGGACAAGGUUCCUCACACUGAGGACAACGUUCCUCACUCUGAAGACAAGGUACCUCACUCUGAGGACGAGGUUCCUCACACUGAGGACAAGGUUCCUCACACUAAGGUCAAGGUUCCUCUCUCUGAAAACAAGGUUCCUCACUCAGAGAACAAGGUUCCUCACUCUGAGUACAAGGGUUCCUCAAUCUAA
Paramuricea clavata is the source of this 939-nucleotide messenger RNA. Lineage: Eukaryota; Metazoa; Cnidaria; Anthozoa; Malacalcyonacea; Plexauridae. The record is from the annotation of a GenBank genome assembly.